CCCCAACCGAGGGGCUGCGGGGCCGCCCGCACCGCCGCGCCCCGCCCCCUGUCACUUCACGGCGGCGGCGGGGCAGGGCGAGCCGGCAGCCCCCGGCCCCAUGGAAGGCGGCGGCGAGGUGGGGCGCCUCGCGGCUCCGGGGCCGGCCGCCUCGUCCUCCAACUCCCCUCCCAGCCUCGUCUUCGUGCGCGGCAGCGGAUAACGGCGGUAGCAGUGCGCUCCGGGACCGGUCUCCCCCACCACCCCCCCGCCCUCGCUCCGCCGCCUCCUACGUCUUUCUCCUCCGCCUGCCUCACGCUCACGCAGGCCUCGCCCCUCGUGUUACCUCACCGCGCAGCACCAUGGCCGACCCGCCCCUCGCGCCCGGCGUGAGCGCCCAGAAGCACUGUGGGAGCCGUAGGCGCUGAGCGAACAGCCGCCAUCUUGGUGUCUCACCUCAGCCUGGUGAGCUGCCCCAUGGCUUCUCUCUCACAGCGCCCUGAGAAGCGUCGAAGGGAGACUGUGAAAGAGAUCCUGGUCCCAUGCAGCUGCUGAGAGCAAUGAGCAACUUCAGUGCAGACACCACUCAGCCGUGAAAGCACCCAUGAGCAUUGGACAACACCGAGGAGAACAAGAGGAGAAGUGGGAAACUGAAGCAAGUGGGAAUGUUACAAGAGGUGGAUAUGCAAUGAGUAGAACAGCACGGGACAACUUGAACGUUCCCUCCUUCCCUCAGAAGAGGCAGGAAAAGGAUCAAAAGAAGCAGAUGGGUCUGACCUUUCAGUUUCCUGUGAGAUGACAGAUAAAAGCUGGAGUGGCAAGAUGAAGCUAUAGCUGUGAACCAGUUGCAUACCAAGCCAAGAAGGAAAGAAAACGAAGCAAUGAAGUCCAUGGUAGCUGCCUGUUUUUUCUAGAGUGCAUUGGCAGCAGGUGGAACAGAAGCAGCUCUCCGCUUGUGAAUGACCUGCAGCAGUUAUUUAUUUCCUGCAUCCUGCUGCAAUUAUGCCUGCCUUCAUUAUUAAUUGGUGAAUGAAUAGGUUUCUACAGGCACCAUGAGGCACCGAAGAAAUGGCAAUUUUGAGAGUUCCAGACUCCUCAAUUCCAGCAUGUCUCGCAGCAUAGAUGUGUCAUGCAAUGACAGCGAUUUGGUCAACUUCAUUCGAGAAAACUUUAAGAAAAGAGAAUGUGUCUUCUUUACAAAGGACAGCAAGUCAGUGGGCAAUUUGUGUAAGUGCGGAUACCCUGAAAGUCAACAUAUAGAGGGCACUCAGAUCAAUGAUGAUGAAAAGUGGAAUUAUAAGAAGCACACUAAGGAAUUUCCUACCGAUGCCUUUGGGGACGUUCACUUUGAAAAUAUAGAAAAAAGAGGAAAGUACAUCCGUUUGUCAUGUGACACAGACCCUGAAACACUCUAUGACCUCAUGACACAGCACUGGCACCUGAAAACCCCUAACCUUGUCAUCUCUGUCACUGGAGGGGCAAAGAACUUCGCGCUCAAGCCCCGAAUGCGCAAGAUAUUCAGCAGGCUGAUCUACAUAGCCCAGUCCAAAGGGGCCUGGAUUUUCACAGGAGGUACACAUUAUGGGCUGAUGAAGUACAUUGGGGAAGUGGUCAGAGAUAACACCAUCAGCCAGAGCUCGGAGGAGAAUGUGGUGGUUAUUGGCAUAGCAGCCUGGGGUAUGAUUUCCAACCGAGAAAGCCUGAUUCGCAGUGGUGAUAAUGAGGGGUACUACUUGGCUCAUUACAUAAUGGAUGAUCUCAAGAGAGAUCCUCUCUAUUGCCUGGAUAAUAAUCACACCCAUCUGUUACUGGUUGACAAUGGCACCAACGGGCACCCAACGAUAGAGGCAGAAGUACGAACUCAGUUAGAAAAGUACAUUUCAGAGCGAGUUAUCCCAGAAUCAAAUUAUGGUGGGAAGAUUCCAAUUGUAUGUUUUGCUCAAGGAGGAGGUAAAGAGACUUUGAAAUCUAUCCAUGUGGCCAUCAAGAGUAAAAUUCCCUGUGUUGUCGUGGAAGGCUCUGGACGGAUAGCUGAUGUUAUAGCUAGCUUGAUGGAAGCAGAAGACACUCUUACUUCCUCAUGUGUCAAGGAGAGCUUGCUGAGGUUUCUGCCUCGCACCAUCUCAAGGCUCUCAGAAGAGGAGACUGAAAGCUGGAUCAAAUGGAUCAGAGAAGUGCUUGAGAACCCUCAUUUACUGACAGUUAUCAAAACAGAAGAAGCUGGAGAUGAAAUUGUGAGCAAUGCCAUUUCUUUUGCUCUGUACAAAGCCUUCAGCACCAAUGAACAUAACAGAGAUAACUGGAAUGAACAGCUGAAGCUGCUGCUGGAGUGGAACCAGUUGGACCUGGCCAGUGAUGAGAUCUUCACCAAUGACCGAAACUGGGAGUCUGCUGACCUGCAGGAUGUCAUGUUCACAGCCCUAGUGAAAGACAGGCCCAAAUUUGUUCGUCUCUUUCUGGAAAAUGGUCUGAAUUUGAGGAAAUUCCUUACCACAGAGGUCCUUAGAGAGCUGUACACCAACAAUUUCAGCAGCUUGGUGUUCAAGAACCUGCAGAUCGCCAAGAACUCCUACAAUGAUGCACUCCUCACGUUUGUGUGGAAGAUGGUUGAAGACUUCCGAAGAGGUCUCAAAAGAGAUGAUAAAAAUAAUAAGCAUGAGCUGGAAAUACAUCUUUCAACUGAGUGUCCUAUCACAAGGCAUCCGUUGCAAGCUCUAUUCAUCUGGUCUGUUCUUCAGAACAAGAAGGAGUUAUCCAAAGUCAUUUGGGAACAAACCAGAGGUUGUACUUUGGCAGCUCUUGGGGCCAGUAAGCUCCUGAAAAGCAUGGCAAAAGUGAAGAAUGAUAUAAAUGCUGCUGGUGAGUCUGAGGAGCUUGCUAAUGAGUAUGAGACAAGAGCAGUAGAGCUGUUCACUGAGUGCUACAGCAAUGAUGAAAAUCUAGCUGAGCAGCUGCUGACCUAUUCCUGUGAAGCCUGGGGAGGGAGCAAUUGCCUGGAACUAGCGGUGGAAGCGAAAGACCAGCAAUUCAUUGCACAGCCAGGGGUGCAGAAUUUCCUUUCCAAGCAGUGGUAUGGAGAGAUUUCAAGAGAUACUAAGAAUUGGAAGAUUAUACUGUGUCUGUUCUUUUUCCCUUUAAUAGGCUGUGGUUUCAUUUCAUUCAGGAAAAAACCCGUGGAGAAGAGUAAGAAGCUCUUCUUGUAUUAUGUGUCGUUCUUCACCUCGCCCUUUGUAGUCUUCUCCUGGAAUGUUAUCUUCUACAUCGUUUUCCUGUUGCUCUUUGCCUACGUGUUGCUCAUGGAUUUCCAGAAGGAACCUACCGUCCUGGAGAUCAUCCUUUAUGUGCUGGUCUUCAUUCUGCUUUGUGAUGAAGUGAGACAAUGGUAUAUGAAUGGUAGUAAGUAUCUCACAGAUCUGUGGAACGUUAUGGAUACCUUAGCAAUCUUCUACUUCAUUGCAGGGAUUGUGCUCAGGCUUCACUCAUCUAAUGAAAGCUCUUGGUAUUCUGGGAGAGUCAUUUUCUGUUUGGACUACAUAGUUUUUACUCUGAGACUGAUCCAUAUUUUCACCGUUAGCAGGAAUCUAGGACCCAAAAUUAUUAUGCUGCAGAGGAUGAUGAUAGAUGUCUUCUUCUUCCUCUUCCUCUUUGCUGUGUGGAUGGUGGCCUUUGGUGUGGCCAGGCAAGGCAUCCUGAGGAAGAAUGAGCACCGCUGGGAAUGGAUAUUUCGAUCCGUCAUCUAUGAGCCAUACCUGGCUAUGUUCGGCCAGUACCCCGAUGAUGUUGAUGGUACCACAUACAACUUUGACCGCUGCACCUUUUCUGGGAAUGAGUCCAAGCCCUUAUGUGUGGAACUGGAUGCCAACAACCAACCCCGUUUCCCAGAGUGGAUUACUAUCCCGCUUGUGUGCAUAUACAUGCUCUCAACUAACAUCCUCCUUGUGAACCUACUUGUGGCCAUGUUUGGUUACACUGUUGGGUCAGUACAAGAGAACAAUGACCAGGUGUGGAAGUUCCAGCGUUACUUCUUGGUCCAGGAAUACUGCAGUCGCUUGACCAUCCCCUUCCCUUUUGUCAUCUUUGCCUACAUCUUCAUGGUGAUGAGGAAAUGUUUUAAAUGCUGCUGUAAGAAUGAGAGUAAAGAGCCAUCUAUCUGUUGCUCAAGAAAUGAAGAUUAUGAAACUCUGUCAUGGGAAGCUGUCAUGAAGGAAAAUUACCUUGUCAAAAUCAACACCAAAGCCAGUGAUACCUCAGAAGAGAUGGUGCAUCGAUUUAGACAACUGGAUGCAAAGCUGUCUGAUUUGAAAGGCCUCCUAAAAGAGAUUUCCAGCAAAAUCAAAUGAAUGUGACUGAAAAUCAGAUAUCUGAGCAGGGUACCGACUCACCAAGAAUCUCAGAGCCUGUGGUAACCACCAUGUGAACAGUCACCAACUCAACCGAGUGUCAGUGUCUCAGUUUUGUUUUUAACCAGACAACCCUUUCAGUUUGUUGGAUGAUGACGGUAAAAUGUUAAGACUGUUUCUCUCCUGUCACAACUCCUGAGUUACUCAAGCUCAUUUUCCCUUGCUUUCUCAGUAAUUCAAUGACAGAAGAUAGUUCUUAUCAGCUUCUGUUAAAAUUCACUCCUACUUCCAAGUGUGCUGCUGCUGCUGCUGUAAUCACUCUGCUUCUGAAUUUCAAUUAAAGGAAUCUAUUCAUGGCUUUCCUUUAGCUACCAAUUGCUUGUCUUAAUAAGUCUCUCUUUCCUCUCUUUCUUGUAGUAGCCAUCUCUAGCUUGUUAACUGUACAGUCUAUCUGCUGAAGUCUGUAAUGCUGGUACCUCAGGCCCAACAGCCUUACCUUGGACUGCACAUGAACAGUGCAAACUUCUCUCUUCUACCUGUAACUGUGUAGCUAGCAAUGCAGAAAAUCAACUGUUACAAUCCUGCCUGGAAAGGAUGUAAUUCAUAUAGAAAUACUUUCAAAAAGCCUGGUGUAUAAUCCUUACUUAUUUCUAUGACUGGGAUUGGAGCAUUGUAAUUUGUUUUUUCUUUCAAGCAUCGCUUUGCAGAUGUUUGCAUUAUGGAUUUCAAGUUGCAAAGACAUUGUUGGCUGGCUUUAAAUUUUGUUAUACUUGCUAUGAUCUGUCUGCUCUUGCUGUUUUCUUUCUAAAAUAGCAGCUGAUUUGUGUGGUAUAACUGGGCACAUUACCAGUUGAAGGGAAACCACUCCAAAUGCCAUUCAUUUACCUUGCAAAAUAUUGUAUCCAUCUUCAUCUCCAGCAUCUAGGAGCAACCACCCAGUAGGUUUGAUUCUGAAACUUAGAUAUUUUUCCUUAUCUCACAAUGGCACCUUUAGUUCAUAUGCUUUACCAUGGCAUACAGCUGGUCUGAAGUGUCAUGCAGAAUAUCCAAGGCAGGAUAUACACAGAUGACUAGGUAGGUAGGUGGAGAGAGGUUUUUUUCUGGAAGCAGAACAUUCCUAUGGCAAAUCAACUCACCUGGUACAAAGAGGGUUAUUUACUGCCUGGCUAAAAGCACAACAGGGCAACAGAAGGAUACAAAGCAUGGAUGUUUUGGGAGAAUGUUUCUACCUCUGAGACGCAGCUGCAUGAGGUACAGCAAGCUGAUCAAAGAGGCCAGUACACGCAUGUAUUCUGCAGAGAGAUCUUUAAAUCUGACCCCUUUUUCUUACAUACCAGAAAACAUUCCAAAUCGUGUCCUGCUUCAUUGUUUGCAGAAGCUGCUGCUCUGUUUGUAGCUGUAAAAGCAAUAGUUUUCCAGGGAAAGCUGAUGAGGCCGUGACAGAAGGUUUACUAGCUAUUUCUUACUGCUUGACCUUUCCUGAUGUUACUGUACACCCUGCUUCGUGCAGUCCUGGGGUAUAGAGCAUUACGAAUAGAAUUAUUUCUAAUAUAUAUAGAUACAGAUAUUUCAGUAUUUUCCUGUACAAAGGAUUAGGAAGAACUCAGCAAGACCUUCAUAUACUCUGUGGCAUGUAGAUCACAUCAUAAAUGAUAAACAUCGAUUUACUUUCUAGAAAUUAUUUCUUGCGUGGCAUUUGUAUACCUGGGAUGUGAAAAAUGUGCUUUCUGUACAUAACUUUAAUUUAUAAAACCUGAAGGAUAUGUGCCAUUAUUAUUCCAUUGUAAAAUGAUGAAUGUAACUUCGAGACAAAGUCAGAAAGAACAAAAUGCUUGGGAUAUCUAUUUCCUGCUUCUCCAUCUUGUGUGUGUGUGCGCCUUUCCUUUGUGGCAAUGAAUGCUUGGACAGCUCAAGCUUUGAGCUUGGCUUCCUUCAGCCAUGGCCCCUUGCUCUGGGCAGUCCCCACUUGGAGACUGGGAGGAGUGGGGAUCCCCUCCAGAGAGAAGAGGGGAAGGAAGAAAUGAGCCUGCCUGGCUCCCUUCUGCCUUGCAGAAAGAAAUGAGAUGGAUGUGGCUGAAAGAGAUGUGUGGGCUUUGGAUGGAUAGAUGGAUGGAGCCCCACAGCAAGAAUGGGGCUGCCACAAUGCUCAGUAAACUUCCUUCCUGUUUAAACUUUUCCAUUAAAGAAAGUGGGGUGGAGUUGGCUUGGUGUUUUUGAUGAUUUGGGUUGGUUGGUUGGUUUUUUUUUUUGAGGACUGUAAGAAGGGAGAGAGCAGGGAUUAACCCCAAAUCAAGGUUCUCUUUUUGAGCCCAAGGUUCAUCUGGGACAGCUGCUGUGACAACAGCAGGUUGUCUUCUGAGAAUACAUUCAGUGGACACAACAGUGCAGGACCGCAGUGCAAGUAAAUUUCAGUCACCCUCACACACAGGAUGGAACAAUCACUGUUACAGCUUGUUUAGUAAGCAAAGAUGGAGCCCUAGUGUUUGUACUCAAGUGGACCUGUACAUCUUAAUGCACUAACACACAGCACCAUGUGGGCUGCAGUGAAAGGCACCAACUCUAUCCCAGACAGACCCAGCAUGGCAAGAUGUGAUUUGGAACAUUGCACGUUCAAAUAAACUUGAUGAGAUAGUCAUGCACCUAGAAGAGCUUGCAAGUGAUGAAACACAGAAGUCACUUGGAAAUAUUUGCUCAGCUUUGCUGGAAGCACGAAUGAAGAGGGUUGUGAACUGAUGGGCGGAUAUUUGCAGAUGAGCACAUACAUACAAUGUUUGGGAUAGGGAAAAAAGCCUUGAAAAUUAUCAGCGUGGUCAGCAAAAUUAAAAACAAAACAACAAAAAAACAAGGAAGAUGUAUCUCUUUCUUUGGCUUUCCAGGUAAUGGUCUUUGAGGCUGGAGUUAUCGUUUGUCUUGCAUCAACUACAGCACUUUACCAGUGACCCCAUAAGAACUGUUACUGCUGAGCUGGCAGAAACAGGAACUAUAAAUAUUUAAUGUUUCAAAGGCUCAAGGGAACGAAGAGACACCUCUGAGGUUCUGCUGCAGGCUGUGAUGUUUAAGAGCAACCAUCCAGUGUGUAGUGUUGAGGUUUUGUUUGCUGCAAUGUGUGCUUUCUAUUGCUUCACUCUCAAAGUCCACAGCAACGGCAGUAAAAACUGUGCUGGUUUAGGUUGCAUUUCUUAGACCAGCGUGGAUGGUGCACCUUAGGAGUACAGUGCAAAGGGGUCUGGACACUGCCUCUACACACUUUCUGAAUGUAAUCUUAGAAGACGGAUCCAUUUCCAUCCUUACCACUGUAAGGACUUCUGUCUCCCAGGAGUAUUUUAUCUGCCAUUGGGAGUAGUUCCUGAGUGCCUGGGAUGGUGUUUGGACUGUUCUCAAGAGUACAGAUGUAGAAUGAUUGUUCUCCCAGUAGUCUGGGAACAGCUGAGAGUGAAAGAGGUCUGAAAACAGUCAUAUAAGAGAAGUUAUUAAACUCUGAUGUUCUCUUGUCUUAAAUGGUGCAAUUGUCUUAAACUGUUUUCAAUUUACAUUAAGUUGGAUAUGUCUCCUUCCUUCCUGCCCUAAGGUGCCCAGUCUUAGUGAAGCACUGGAGAAGAAGACACUCAAGGGGGAUCUUGUCACUGUCUAUAAAUACCUAUAAAGGAAGGGGUACAGAGAGGAAGGAGCCAAGCUCUUUCCGGUGAUCAAGAGGCACUGCACACAAACUGCAGUACAGGAGGUCCCCUCCUGUAGGCAGCACUUUUGUGCUGUGCACAGGAACCUGGGGAAUUACGGAAUCAUUAUGUUUAGAAAAGACCUAUAAGAUCAUGUGGUCCAACUGUCAACCCAUCGCCACCACUCCCACUAGCCCAUGCCCCUAAGUGCUGUGUCUACCCUCUUGCAAACAUCCAGGGAUGGUGGCGCUGCCACUUCCUCUGGCAACUUGUUCCAAUGUGUUACCAGUCUUUCCGAGAAGAAUUUUUUCCUCAUAUCCAACCUCAUGUUCAGUGAGAUGUAAACUAACACCCCAAGGUCCUUUUCCUCCAUACAGCUUUCCAGUCACUCUGCCCCAAGCCUGUAGUGUUGCCUGGGGUUGUUGUGACCAAAGUGUAGGAUCUGGCACUUGGUCUUGUUGAAACUUAAGCAAUUGGUCUCAUCCCAGCACUCCAGCCAAUCCAGGACAUUCGUAAGGCCUUCCUACCAUCUGGCAGAACAAUAAUUGGUAUUAUCUGCAAACUUACUGAGGGUGCACUCAGUCCUCUCAUCUGGAUAGACUGUGGCAAUGCUCUGAAAUGACAGCUAGCACAGGUACACGAGCACCAUUGAACUGUUACAGCUGUGAACUGCAUUUGGCUCAUCUGGAAGAUAUCCCUGUUCAAGAGCCAGGAGCAGGAGGAAUUCUUCUGAUGACUUUGCUUGGCUUAGCUUUGCAACAUCAUUAUUCAUCACUUUUGGAGUGCAAAGCCCAGGCUGAGGAGGGGAUUAAUUGCUUGUUCUUUCAGCAUUGCUUGGAACACAACUAUCGCUUUGAAUAAAAAUGGGAGUAUCUUUCCUUUUUGACUGCAAA
Coturnix japonica (Japanese quail) is the source of this 8868-nucleotide messenger RNA. Lineage: Eukaryota; Metazoa; Chordata; Aves; Galliformes; Phasianidae. The record is from RefSeq and is a predicted model, not a curated record.